AUGCAGUACCUGAGCCCAGCGGGCAUCUGCCCAGCUGAGAACAGAGUGCUCAGACGAGCUGAGCCUCCGGCCCCGAUGGACCGGCAAAAGGAGCUGCUCGCCCAUCGCCUGCUGGCAUCGCUCGACUCCUCGGGCUUAGCGGCAGGGGGCUCAGACUCGGCCCGAUCGGCGCCAGCCUCGCCCGAAGUCAGGCACCAUUUUCAGACCGUUCAGGCCGUGCGCAGACAAGCCGUCCUCUUGGCCCUUCAGGCCGGUCUGGCCGGAAACCACGACAACCGAGCUCUCGCUUCACUCAUACAGCCGUCCGGAGCUGCUCGAAUUCAGCCACCACCACCACCACCAGCACCACCAGCACCUCCAGUGCCAACGCCAAUACCGGAGUCGCGGCAACUGCUCGCCUCGUUUGGGCAGAACUCGCAACUGAUGGAGCGACUGGUGCAUAAUUUCAAGCGCGCCCUGGAGCUCUUCAACCUCUGUCUCCAGUCCGCCUCGGUCGGCCCGCCACACGCCCUUCUCGACGCCGGCAGCCGGGACUCGAACUCGCGUCCACGCGCUCCCCUUCCGCUUGCCUCCGGACCAGCUGGCCUCCCGCACCCCCGGCCCUACUUUGCCAACUUCGCCAGCAUCCCCACCCCGGGAGAGCUGAUGUCGUGCGCUCGACUUGGCCAUCUGCUGACCCGCCGGACAGAGGAGGGCCACGGUGUGGCCGGGGCCCCAGCUGAGAUGCUGCCUCGGGCGGAUCCGAGACCGGCGCACUGCGUGGAGACGCUCAUCUCGGCCCCGGACUUU
Messenger RNA from Protopolystoma xenopodis, 789 nucleotides. NCBI's taxonomy places the organism in Eukaryota, Metazoa, Platyhelminthes, Monogenea, Polystomatidea, Polystomatidae. The record is from the annotation of a GenBank genome assembly.